GUCGCAUCGAAAAAUAUUGGCUGGCGGUGUAGAAAGGGCGGAAUUAUUUGUUUCGAAGCUACUCUUACCGAGAGGCAGUUUUAUAUUUAGACGGUGCUUUGGUAAUUACCUUCCUAUACAUCACGUGUUAUUUGUUAUGGUGGUCAGGCAGUGUCGUGGGUGUUAUUAAAUUGAUUUAAAAUGGGUCAAGGUAGCUCGGGGAUGGUUGUUGGAAAACCCGAGCGAAGCACUGACUCAAGUUUGGAAUUCCAACCUGGACACAAGAACUUUGCAUCAUCAGAAAUGAACAAGCGAUUGAGAUCCAACACAGAUUCGCAAAUGGAUUACCAAUCAUCUGAUGACAAAGAGGAAGAUAUACCAAAAUGUACUUCUGAUUCAAGUAUUUUACCACGUACUGUGCCCACAAUGUUCAAGUGGGAGAAUGGGGGAAAUAUUGUUUAUCUUUCUGGGAGCUUUAAUGAAUGGAAUUCAAGAAUUCCUCUUCAUGGAAGUAAUGGGGAGUUUUUCACCAUCAUUGAACUACAUGAAGGUGACCAUGAGUAUAAAUUUUUUGUUGAUGGCCACUGGGUUCAUGAUCCUAAUGCGCCUACGACAAAUGAUAAUUUUGGCGGUCGUAACAACAUCUCAGUAAAGAAAUCAGAUUUCGAAAAGAUGGAAGCGUUAGACGACGAUGACCGACAAUCUGGCUCAGGUAUCACUGUCUCAUCCCCCCCAGGGUCAUAUGCUCAGUUAAUACCCUCGCACCAUAACCCAGUUGUCAUUCAAGACGGUAUGCAUGCAAGUGUGCCCCCCACAUUGCCUCCUCAUCUCCUUAAUGUGAUUCUAAAUAAGGACGCCAUUGAUGUUAAUGAACCAUCUAUUCUUCAAGAACCUCACCAUGUCUCUUUAAAUCAUCUCUAUGCACUCUCCAUUAAGGAAGGGGUUACUGUUCUUAGCACUACUCAAAGAUAUCGGGAGAAGUAUGUGACGACAUUACUCUACAGGCCUAUUCAUCCUUAAAAUAUGAAAUAAUGUCAAUUGUAUUUAACGCAAAAAGUAAUACACAAAUAUCUGUAUCUAUACUUAAA
Molecule: messenger RNA, 1067 nt
Organism: Xenia sp. Carnegie-2017
Lineage: Eukaryota; Metazoa; Cnidaria; Anthozoa; Malacalcyonacea; Xeniidae
Product: 5'-AMP-activated protein kinase subunit beta-2-like
Exons: 6
Coding region: 181-999 (272 amino acids)
Biological process (GO): signal transduction
Cellular component (GO): cytoplasm; nucleus; nucleotide-activated protein kinase complex
Molecular function (GO): protein kinase binding
Source: RefSeq, a predicted model, not a curated record